AUGGCUUCAACAAAGUUUGCACAUCCAACACCAUUUCUGGUUACAGCCUCACCGCGACUUGAACCACCACCUUUAAGUUGCAAACACACUUAUCAGCAUUAUACCAAUACCCAUACUUCGAUACCUGCCAUGAGUACUCUGUACGGAGUCAUCGAGAGGGCCAACAAAGCCGGCCUUCUCGAUGAGUAUGCACGUCUGUGGAAGUUGUUUAUCGAAGGUAUCGACGAAGUUGUGGGAUAUGUUCGCGAGGAAGACUGCAUGAAGAUUCAGUGGGACGUUAAAUGGUUUAAUUGUGAAACGGUUAAUAAGAAAGGCGACGAAGUUCGGAGAAUUACCAUCGUAAGGAAUAACAACUACCUUGCUGCAGAGGGAUUUUCCCACAUCCCCUCUCCUGAAGAAGCUUGCAAAAUCGCAUUUCAAAAGCUCUUAGCCGCCAACGCAGACAAGUUCCCCGCCUUCGGUGUGUGGAAGAUGACGAAGGAAGCAGAUCAAGAGUAUUGCCCGAUACACCUAGCUGACCCAGGAGUCAACCUCUUGCCCUUGCGCAUUCCUUUGCCAUUACGAGGAGUCCUGGGGGUCUUAACGGUGGGCGUCCAUCUCAAUGUCUACAGAGUAAAGGAGGAAGAUGGCAAGGAAACCAUUGAUCAAAUUUGGGUCUCACAUCGUUCCAAAGAUCCCAACUACAGCUAUCCUGGGAUGCUAGAUCAGAUCGUAGCUGGAGGCGCGGAUACCAACGACACGAUCGAGGGGCAACUAGCUCCUUGCAAGACGCUGGCACGUGAGGCAAGAGAGGAGGCUGGGUUGACUAUCGACCACUUGACACGACAAGUAUUCUUUGAGGAAAUGGGGGGUGAUGAUGGGGACAAGAAGAAGAGGCGUAUCCUUGUUGGGACCGUAGAGAGGGCUUCGUCCAUUACGUUUUUCGACCUCAAAGACGAGAGUGCGGGUGACCUCUACAACAAUCACCUCGAACCCGGCCUGCGAUUCGUCUACGAUCUCAAGAUCACCAACCCAAGCUUUCGACCGAAGAAGAUGGAGAGCGCAAUCGAGAGAUUUGAGCCCAUGGGAGUAUCUCAAGUAACGGAAAGCCUGAGCAGCAAUCGAUGGAAGCCUAACUGCGGACUGGUGAUGCUGGACUUUAUGUUACGACAUGGGCUCGUCACCAAACAUGAUGAGAGCCGAUUCGAGCGUAUCAGGAAUGACCUACGCCGGCCACUGUGCUUCGCUUUCCUGACGGAAUUACACAGAAUCACUAAAGGGUGGUAA
Molecule: messenger RNA, 1266 nt
Organism: Fusarium oxysporum Fo47
Lineage: Eukaryota; Fungi; Ascomycota; Sordariomycetes; Hypocreales; Nectriaceae
Product: NUDIX hydrolase
Exons: 1
Coding region: 1-1266 (421 amino acids)
Source: RefSeq, a predicted model, not a curated record